GCCAUGGCCGCGCUCGGCCACCCCGCCGCCUUCGGCCGGGCCACGCACGCCGUGGUGCGGGCGCUGCCCGAGUCCCUGGUCCAGCACGCGCUGAGGCGCGCCAAGGGCGACGAGGUGGAUUUCGCCCGCGCCGAGCGGCAGCACCAGCUCUACGUGGGCGUCCUGGGCAGCAAGCUGGGGCUGCAGGUGGUGGAGCUGCCGGCCGACGAGAGCCUCCCGGACUGCGUGUUCGUGGAGGACGUGGCCGUGGUGUGCGAGGAGACGGCCCUCAUCACCCGCCCCGGGGCGCCGAGCCGGAGGAAGGAGGUUGACAUGGUGAAAGAAGCGUUAGAAAAACUUCAGCUCAAUAUAGUAGAGAUGAAAGAUGAAAAUGCAACCUUAGAUGGUGGAGAUGUCCUAUUCACAGGCAGAGAAUUUUUUGUGGGCCUUUCCAAAAGGACAAAUCAACGAGGUGCUGAAAUCUUGGCUGAUACUUUUAAGGAUUAUGCAGUCUCCACUGUCCCGGUGGCUGAUGCGUUGCAUUUGAAGAGUUUCUGCAGCAUGGCUGGGCCUAACCUAAUCGCAAUUGGAUCCAGUGAAUCAGCACAGAAGGCCCUCAAGAUCAUGCAACAGAUGAGUGACCACUGCUACGACAAACUCACCGUGCCUGAUGACGUUGCCGCAAACUGUAUAUAUCUAAAUAUCCCCAGCAAAGGCCAUGUCUUGCUGCACCGAACCCCUGAAGAGUACCCAGAAAGUGCAAAGGUUUAUGAAAAGCUGAAGGACCAUAUGCUGAUCCCUGUGAGCCAUUCUGAAAUGGAAAAGGUAGAUGGACUGCUCACCUGCUGCUCGAUUUUAAUUAACAAGAAGGCAGACUCCUGAGUUGAGUCCCUCCCUAGUAGCCGGCAAUACUGCACUCACAGGCCAAUAACUGUACCCUCUCCUGUCGUUCUCAUUGACAAUCUACUGUGCCACUGUGCUACUAACUCUGGUUUACAAAAGUUUAAUUCUAAGUUUAAUUGCUUUGUUAUGCACCCUCCCCUCCCUCCCCUCACAGUGGUACCUAAGCUGUGGAUUUGCUAAAUGAAUUAAGCAAUUUAGAAAAUACAGAGCUAAUGAAGUAUUGAAAUGUGAUUAAUAAUAGUAAGGAAACACUCAUUUUAAUGUUUGUACUAUCAGUGUGAAAUUGUUUAAUUGCCAAUAUAUGGUGAAGAAUGUCUUCUUGAUCAGUCAGAUAAGCUGAGUCUCUUUUUCUCUGUAUCGUUAAUCAUCUUUGGUUACUGUGAAAUUCCCUGGUCCAUAGAUUCUCCCCUUUUCCCUCUUUUUUUCUUCUGAACUCUGGAAACUUUUUUUCCAGUUACUUUCUUUUGCCUUCUCCACUGCUAUCACAGUCACCUUGACCUUGGGUAAAGUGCAAGGUCUUGCCUUCUGGAUACCUUCCUGCGGGUCCACCCUGUCUGCCAUUGGUCUCCUCUGC
Messenger RNA from Ceratotherium simum simum (southern white rhinoceros), 1456 nucleotides. It is a transcript of the gene DDAH1, whose product is annotated as dimethylarginine dimethylaminohydrolase 1. Gene Ontology annotation, cellular component: mitochondrion. Gene Ontology annotation, molecular function: amino acid binding; dimethylargininase activity. The record is from RefSeq and is a predicted model, not a curated record. Gene Ontology annotation, biological process: positive regulation of nitric oxide biosynthetic process; arginine metabolic process. NCBI's taxonomy places the organism in Eukaryota, Metazoa, Chordata, Mammalia, Perissodactyla, Rhinocerotidae.